UUAUCAACAUCCUCGCUAAAAGCCAGUCGGUGGUGAAGAGCGCAAGAGGUUCAUUCCUUCAGUGAACUACGGUGUACAACGUUGUGUGAAGAUGUGCCCCACGCUGCGCCUAUUGGUGCUUAUUAGCAUAGCAGGAUUUGUUGAACCGAUCUCCGUCAGCACUCCGCAGAAACACGUCAACGUUACAAUGGGCGAGAGCGCCCUGCUCCAAUGUACGUUUGAGUCCACUGACCAGACCGCAGGACUCACCAUCCAGUGGGACUUUGUUUCACCGCCCUCCAUGACGCCACAGCAGGUGUUUUACUAUCAGAAAGGAGAGAAUGUCAUCCCCAGUCCUUACAAAGGCCGGGUUCGGCCUCCCCAGUCUCCCGGCCCGACCAAAAACGCUUCAAUAACCAUAAGCAACAUGCAACCCUCAGAUGCCGGCGUCUACACUUGUCAGAUUCACAACUUUCCUGAUGUGGUCGGACAGUCUGAGGCAAAUGUCGUUGUGAAUGUUCUUGAGAAGCCCACUACUCCUUAUUGCGCCGUGCAUGGUGAUGUUGAAUCGGGUCACCUGGUCACUCUGACCUGCCACAGUGAGCGUGGGAGCCCGAACCCGAUAUACACUUGGAUCAGACUGGAUCAGACUAAGACAAGGCGGCCUGUACUGGGAAGAGCAACUGAAACGGGAAUAUUGGAAAUCAGAAACAUAUCCCAGUUUGAGUUCGGGGAGUACCAGUGCACUGCUACAAAUGCGGCCGGAUUUUCAACAUGCACUAUAGAGCUGUCUGCUGAAGCGAAAGACGGAGUGAUUGCUGGUGCAGUUAUCGGCGCGAUGCUCGGGUGCGUCCUGAUCAUUCUGGUUGUGUGGUUCGUUGCUCACACUCUGAAGAAACACAAAUACAACAGGGUCAAAAAAUCAGAGGCCAAUGAGAUGAAGAGGAGCUCUCCUCAGGCCCAGGAAGCUCCAGAUAGCGUUACCCUGGCAACCCCAGCCGGCAACCUCCAUGCUGAGAGAGAUGAGCCACAAGCCUAAAAUAAAGGCCCGUUGAAAACAAAUGGAGCGACGUCACCCUUCUGAACAACACGGUGUCCAGGAUGUUCAAUCGUUGACAUGCGUCAUUCACAACCAUAAUCAAUGUUACAGAGCUGACGUUUGUGUUUAUAUUUGCUAAAUCAUGAAGCUAUUAUGCUCUCUAUCCAUUCAAUCAUUAACACGUCUUCAACGUGUUUUUGUUUUUACUUAACAUUUUUUCAUUCUAUAAUUUGCUUUACCAAUUCAUAGUUAGUGUGCCAAUCGAACCAUGUCGAAGAGCCCUGCAUUAGUCCUACAGUACAUGCUACAUAUUAGAAGAAACCCAUUUAUUGUAUGAAACAAACAUUUAAAGAGUAGACUCGAGGGUAGAAUUUACACUGUGCCAAUAAUCAGUAUGAUUACCUUUUAUACGUAAAUAAAUUAUUGUGUUUACGCAAAAAAGAAAUGUUACUCCUACAUUCAAAUAAUUCUGUAUGAUCAAAUAUCUUCAUGGCUCAAUGAGACCACUGUUUGCAAUGAAAAGAUCCAGUGGAGUCUUCGCUUGUCAGAGCAGAGUCAAGUAACUCUCCCUCUGUGUUUGUUGUAAUCAGAGCUUUUCGCUUUAUUGACAUAGCUGGUUAGCAGCGUUAGCACUGAACCGCCAGCUCAGCCGUUGCCAUACUAAGCCCUGCUGAGAGGUAAUAGAAACGCUCCCAAUUUUGUAUGCAACACCUUUCAGUUUGACAAUUAAUAUAUUUACAUUUUUUAAUUAAAUGGAUUUAUUAAUUCUACAAACUAAAAUCCCAAAAGGAUAAACAGAUUCCUCCAUUUUUAGUUCAUCUUCUUUAAUGCAAACGGUCAAGCAGCUAUAGAAGAAGCGUGAUGACGUCAUGACAUCCUGAGAUUCUGAUUAAAUAAAAUAUGCUGUUUGCUGAUU
Gasterosteus aculeatus aculeatus (three-spined stickleback) is the source of this 1934-nucleotide messenger RNA. RefSeq names its product V-set and immunoglobulin domain-containing protein 1. Gene Ontology annotation, cellular component: plasma membrane. The record is from RefSeq and is a predicted model, not a curated record. Gene Ontology annotation, biological process: maintenance of gastrointestinal epithelium; epithelial cell morphogenesis. Lineage: Eukaryota; Metazoa; Chordata; Actinopteri; Perciformes; Gasterosteidae.